Molecule: messenger RNA, 2016 nt
Organism: Closterium sp. Naga37s-1
Lineage: Eukaryota; Viridiplantae; Streptophyta; Zygnematophyceae; Desmidiales; Closteriaceae
Source: the annotation of a GenBank genome assembly
AUGUCGGUGGCGGCAGGCGUCAGCGAUGCGGCGAUCGCGAUCCGAGAGAAGCUUCGCGGAAGGAUCGCGCAGACGAAGGUGAAGCGGUACUGGCCGGGAAAGGCGCCGGAAUGGGCUGACGAAGCGGAGGAGGCGCGCGGGGGCGUGUUCGGCGAGCCGGAGGACGAGCGGGAAGAAAUCGGCGACCGACUGACGCGCGUUAGGGUUUCCGAGAACGACGCGCGGUUGCGCCGAUUAGGAGAAAGCCGGCGCGACAGGGAGGAGGCCGUGGCGCGGCAUCGGGAGAUCCGGGCGGCGGAGAUUGUCUCGACUCGGGAGGAGGAGGAGAGGAAGCAGCAGGAGCGCGAGGAGGAGGAGGAGGAAGAGGAGGAUGAGGACGCUAUCGAGGAGCGACGGCGGAGGAUACGCGAGAGGCUAUUACAACGGCAGAGGGAGGAAGAGGAGCUAGCAGCGUUAGGGGAGGGCGAGGAGGAGGAGGAAGAGGAGGAAGAAGAGGAGGAAUCUUCCGAGUAUGAGACGGAUUCGGAGGAGGAAGGGGGCGGUAUGGCAAUGAUUAAGCCUGUGUUCGUUCCCAAGGGCGAGCGCGACACGGUGGCGGAGCGCGAGCGCGUGGAGCAGGAGGAGCGCGAUUUAGAGGAGGCGGUGCGGCGGCGCGUGGAGGAGCGCAAGGCGGAGACGCGGCGCCUCGUGGUGGACGACGUGCGGCGCGAGGAGGAGAAGGAGCAGCGGCGCGUGGAGGACGGCGGCGGCGCGGAGGGUGACGGCGCGGGGGCGGCGGCGGAGGACGUGGAAACGGACGACGAGAUGGACGCGGAGGAGGAGUUCGAGCGGUGGCGCGCGCGCGAGAAGGCGCGCGUGCGGCGCGAGCGCGAGGAGCGCGACGCAGUCACGCGGGAGAAGGAGGAGCGCGAGCGGAUAUCGCGCAUGACCGAGGACGAGCGGCGCGAGUGGGAGCGCCGCAACCCCAAAGCUGCGCCCGCGGGCAGCACGAAAAAGAAGUGGAAUUUCAUGCAGAAGUACUACCACAAGGGCGCGUUCUUCCAGGCGGGCGCGGACGACAAGGGCGGCACGGCGGGCACGGACGAGAUCUUCACACGGGAUUACUCGGAGGCCACUGGGGAGGACCGGCUGGAUAAGAGCGUGCUGCCCGCUGCCAUGCAGUGUUGGGGGGCGACUGGGGAGGACCGGCUGGAUAAGAGCGUGCUGCCCGCCGCCAUGCAGGUGAGGGGCGUUAGCCAGGUGGAGGGGUGGUUGGGGGGGAGGUGUGAUGGUGGGGAAUGGUGGGGAACGGUGGGGAAUGAUGGUGAAGCACUUUGGGCGCAGUGGGCGCAGCAAGUGGACGCAUCUGGUGAACGAGGACACCACCCAGCAGGACUCCCCGUCAGUACCUCCGCACCCUUGCCUCCACUCCCCGUCACCACUGCCCCCGUCCCCUGCCCCCGUGCCCUGCCCCCGUCCCCUGCCCCCGUGCCCUGCCCCCGUCCCCUGCCCCCGUCCCCUGCCCCCAUCCCCUGCCCCCACUCCCUUCAUGCCAGUGGGCACACCACCCCACCAUCCGCGCUCUCCUGUCGCUCACCCCCGCACUACUCGCUCUCCCCUCUCCCCCAUCUCUCCCCCCUCACCAGGUGGGCAUACAACGAUGCACUGAGGGCGCGCUACAACAACAAGAUGGCGGGGAGGAUGGACAAGCCCUCCCCUCCAUCUUUACCCCACACUACCCCCUCUCUCCCCCCUCUCCUCCCGUUCUCCCUUGUCGCUGCCCCCUGCCAGGUGGGCAUACAACGAUGCGCUACGAGCGAGGUACAACAACAAGAUGGCGGGGAUGGUCAAUCCUUCCCUCCCCUCAACCCCACACCACCCCUCUCCCCCGUCUCUCCACCCUCUCUCCCCCCUCGCAGGUGGGCAUACAACGAUGCAUUGAGGGCGAGGUACAACAACAAGAUGGCGGGGAUGGACAAGCCACUGGAGAAGCCCAAGGGCAGCAAGAAGCUCAAAAACGCGCUGCAGAACCCGUGA